AUGGCUUCAAAAGCACCCUCUCCUCACACUCUCGAUCCCUCUCCAGGCACUGCCCGUGUGCAGGUGAAGCAGUCUCCUCUUCUGAACCUCCAAUCCAGCGCGGUGAUUCACAUCACGAACUCCAAUGGCACAACUCGCACCCACCAGCCAUCUACACUAGAUUUGAAAAGCGAGAUCCUUGCUGGACUAAGGUCUCCUUCUCCUUCUCUUCCGUCCCUCCUCCUCUGGGGGGACAACGGCAUCCGUCACUUCAAUAAUCUCACUCUUCAUCCAAACUAUUACCCCAGUCGCACCGAACUGGCCAUGAUCACGCAGUAUGCUGAAGCGUUCGCCUCCAUGACGCCUGCUGGUGGCAUUUUACUCGAAUUGGGUUGCGGAAACCUCCACAAAACAAGCAUUAUUCUUUCAGCCUUUCACCAUCUUCGCCGUCCAAUUAAUUACUAUGCACUCGAUGUCUCCGAGGCUGAACUCCACUCAAGCGUCAAGAUGCUACGUCAAGAUUUCGCCCACUCGCAGUUCAUCUCCAUCAAUGGUCUGUACGGUACCUAUGACGACUGCGGAGCGUGGCUGCUCUCCCUGUCAACAUCUUCACCGCCUUACGGUCUUCCCAACCUAGUCGCAGGCCAGGUAAUCUCCUUCCUGUGGAUAGGCAACAGUAUCGCCAACAUGCAUCCCUCGGAAGCCACAGAAAUGCUUUGCAAGUUCCAGAACGCCUGUUCGGCAUCUCAACUUCAAUGCCAAUUCCUCAUUGGCAGCGACGCAUGCGACGACCCCGCCGCAGUACUGAAAGCAUAUAACCCUAGCAACCAGGUAUUCAACGAUUUCAUCCUUAGCGGGCUGGAUUAUGCGAACGACAUCCUGGGAGGUAAGGUUUUCCGUAGAGAGGACUUCCAAGUCGAGAGCAAGUUCGACAGUACCAAACGUCUCUUAAGCACAUACUAUGUCACUAAUAAGCGAGUUGAGCUUGAUUGGGAUAACCAUGCUUGCCGCGACUCUGCCCGCCGAUUUUUGGAAAAAGGAGAGAGAGUAUGCAUCAUAUUUAGCUAUAAGUGGUCGGUCGAGGGCUUUUCGCGUAUUUGCGAGAAUGCCGGGAUGCAGAUCGCGCGAAGGUGGACCGACAAGACAAUCGAUUACAGUAAUCCCUAA
Molecule: messenger RNA, 1146 nt
Organism: Aspergillus tanneri
Lineage: Eukaryota; Fungi; Ascomycota; Eurotiomycetes; Eurotiales; Aspergillaceae
Exons: 1
Coding region: 1-1146 (381 amino acids)
Molecular function (GO): methyltransferase activity
Source: RefSeq, a predicted model, not a curated record